UUUAGAUAAACAGUAAAGAAUAAAGACAGGCGAUGUUAGUAAUAACGUUAAUAUGAUGUAUUUUUUAGCCUGUGUGUGAUUGUACGCGAAGACGCUGUGCGCGAGGCAGCGACGUGAGGAUUUGUAGUUUUUGUGGCGCAGCGCCGUCACGCGAGCGGACGCAGGCUCGCGCUUAGAGAACUACAGUUACCCACAAUGCAACGCGCUGAAAUGAAAACACGUCAACGAGCCAGUGAACGUUGAGCGGAUCGGACCAAACGUCCCAAACAAGGAAAUGGUGGGGGGAAAAAUAACAACGGUCCGAUUAUUUAAUUAAUGCGUUUCAUAAUUAAUAUCACGCUGAAGUGUCAAUUAAGGGAAUAUUUAUGGGUUAAACAAACAUGGAUUACGACUUCAAAACGAAGCUGGCGGCCGAAAGGGAGAGAGUGGAGGAUCUGUUCGAAUAUGAAGGGUGCAAAGUGGGUCGUGGGACCUACGGGCAUGUUUAUAAAGCCAAGCGCAAGGAUGGGAAGGACGAGAAGGAGUACGCUCUCAAACAGAUCGAAGGCACCGGCAUCUCCAUGUCUGCUUGCAGAGAGAUCGCGUUGCUGAGGGAGCUGAAGCACCCAAAUGUCAUCACACUACAGAAAGUGUUUUUGUCACACAGCGAUAGGAAAGUGUGGCUGCUUUUUGACUAUGCAGAGCAUGAUUUAUGGCACAUCAUAAAGUUCCACCGGGCCUCAAAGGCCAAUAAGAAGCCGAUGCAGCUGCCGAGAGGAAUGGUGAAGUCUCUGCUCUACCAGAUCCUGGACGGCAUCCACUACCUCCACGCCAACUGGGUCCUGCACCGAGACCUGAAACCUGCCAAUAUCCUGGUGAUGGGGGAGGGUCCUGAACGGGGGAGGGUCAAAAUCGCGGACAUGGGCUUUGCCCGUCUCUUCAAUUCUCCACUGAAGCCGUUGGCUGAUCUGGAUCCAGUUGUGGUCACCUUCUGGUACCGAGCACCUGAACUGCUGCUGGGAGCUCGACACUACACCAAAGCAAUCGAUAUCUGGGCGAUCGGCUGCAUCUUCGCGGAGCUGCUCACAUCCGAGCCGAUAUUUCACUGCCGUCAGGAGGACAUCAAGACCAGCAACCCGUUCCACCACGACCAGCUGGACCGCAUCUUCAGCGUCAUGGGCUUCCCUGCAGAUAAAGACUGGGAGGACAUCCGGAAGAUGCCAGAGUACCCGACCCUGCAGAAAGACUUCAGAAGGACAACCUACGCCAACAGCAGCCUCAUCAAAUACAUGGAGAAGCAUAAAGUAAAACCGGACAGCAAAGUCUUUUUGUUGCUCCAAAAACUUCUCACCAUGGACCCCACCAAACGCAUCACAUCCGAACAGGCACUGCAGGACCCCUAUUUCCUGGAAGACCCUUUACCUACAUCAGAUGUAUUUGCAGGAUGCCAAAUCCCGUACCCCAAACGCGAGUUCCUCAACGAGGACGAACCCGAGGAGAAGACGGAGAAGAACCAGACACAACAGCACCAGCAGACACAGGCGCAGACACAAACACAGGCGCAGCAGGCUCCGUCCCAGCAGAGCUCGGCUCAGACCAACGGCACGUCUGGGGGGGCCACGGGGCCCUCCAUGCAGCACACAGGACAGGAGCAGGGGCCCCCUAACAAGAAGAGCCGCACUACUGGGGCCAACGUGCUCCAGACUGACUACCAGCACUCCAGCUCGCGCCUUGGUUACCAAAGCAACGUCCAAGGCACCACCCAGUCUCAAAGCACUAUGGGAUAUUCAUCCACAUCUCAGCAAAGCUCUCAGUACUCUCACCAGUCUCACCGCUACUGAGGUGCCGAAACCUUUGUCGGCUCACGCUAACACGUGACCGCAAACGCGGGUCCCGCUGCCAUUCCUUAUUAACCUGCUCUAAUACUCACCUUCUUUACAGUUCUACACGUUUCGAUUGAGAUUUGUAUGCUAUUCUUACUAGUGUUGCCAGUACCAGCAGAUAAGAUGUCAUUUCUGAAGCAGCACCUUCAAUUCUCAACUACACAUCCCAGGAGCCUUGGAGCUCAGAUGAACCCUGUGACGAGAAACAACACCAGCGUCCGAACCCUUGGUUAAAAUAAGUACUCGAAAAUGUAGUUCACAUAUCUGUCCUUUAUCCAAAGUGAUAAAAGUUUACCACUGAAGCAGGAUGCAAUCCAAGCAUUUAGCUGAGUAGGUGAGGGUGAAGGACCUUUCUCAAGGGCCUGACUGUGGCUCUCUGGCAGUCCUGGGAUCCACACUGACAAUCGCAUGAAUGUUACUUCGGAACGUUAUUACAGAACAGCCACGAUACCAGUUCAAUAAACCCUACAGUGUCAGGGACCCGGAUCCAGAUCUCAAACUUUUAGUGUCCAUGCAGAAAAGUUAUUUAUAUCUACCAGUCCUAACAAAACCCAUAGUGUUGUUAUGGGUCCAGUGUUGUGAAUCCAUACGGACCCAACUGUCAGUCAAUGACGUUUUUAUGCAAAUCAAGUCCCUAAACCUUACUGUGUCCAUUUAGCGGCAGUCAUCUGAACCAUGAUAAUUCCUUUAGAAACCUUCUAGUCUCUUUGGUCCCCACCCUGGAUUAAGCUCCCAGGCCUCUUGGUUACAUCUAUAACCAAUCCUCAGAAUUCUUCCAUCAAGGAAAUUUUCAUCAAGCCCCUGGGGUUCUAUCAGGAAUCAGUCCCCAAGCCCCUGGGGUUCUACCAAGAAUCAGUCCCAAAGCUCAUGGGUGUCUAUCAAUAAUCAGUCCCCAAGUCUUUGGGUUUUUAUCAUGAAUCAGUGCCCAAAUCUCUUGCAGUCUUUAGAAUCCUUAAUGUCAUUAUGAGUCUACCCCUGGCUUCCAUCCAGAAUCCAGUCCCAGAUCCCUUAGUUUUCUUCAAGAACCCGUCAACAAAACCUUCAGUGUCCUUAAAAAAAUCAUUGGAAACUCUCAAAAUACUUGGAUCCAAUGUUGCUGAAUGUCCAAGCACCUGCAGUAUUCACUGAACACCAAUUCGAAACACUUCGGUCGAAUUUGGAAUUUUUUUAACCUUUAAUUUUUUUUUAUUUAGAACCUUUAGUUUCAGUCUACCAGCAGUCCUCAAGCCCUUCAGUAUCUCUACUGUACCAGAACUGUUACUGUUUCUGAUUCUCAGAACCUUCUGUGUCCAUAUCUAGGUAUUCUGCAAAACCUUCAUAGUAGAGAAUAAGUCAACUGAACCUGCAGUUUCCAAUCCACCAACCUACUGUACAAAUCCUGCCUCGGUUCCAGGCAACUCCUUCACAGUUUUGUUUUCUGCCUGUAACCUGCCCUCUGGGACAGUGUGAGGGCCUAAAAAAGUUUCCAUACAGAAUCAACUCAAAGUAGUCUCAUUCUGCUCUGGUCCCAUGCCCAGUUACACAACUGCAAUAUGGAGACUAACAUAUAAACCAAAUAUCCUUUCCUUACUCUUAUCUGUCUGUCUAUCUGUCAUUUUGCAACACUUCCUAUGUAUUGGUUCUUUCCUGUCCACCCUGUGCAUAUAUAACACCACAUGCACAUAAGACACAGACGAACAAAGAACUUUGAAUAUAGAAGACUGGCGACUGGCCCUCAUCGAAGCCGCGAUUCGUCUUCAUGCAUGUGCAGAGCGCCUUUAUGACUUUUCAACUACAGACCUGAAGGCUUUGACCUUCCUGUUUUUGUCCUUUUGUAAAUAUUGAUUUGUGAUAUUCUGAACACUGCAAAGGAAACCCUUUACUUUUACGAGUCCUUCGUCGAUACCGAUUUCAUUCACGAGGACGAACGGCAGAUUUCAACGACGGCUUGGUUUCUCCCGGAAACUGAAGCAAAACGAAAGGAUAAAAUUUCUUUUUAUUUUUCGACGAAUACAUUAGUGUCUUUUUUUGGCCAUGAUAUAUAAUCAAGUGUAUCAACCCUGCGUGUAAGAGAAACCGUGCUUACUUAACGAAUGUUUAUGUUUUUUGUUACAAUGUCUGAGGCAGCUCCAGUGACUGUUACCUCCUGUUUGAUAUUUUAUAAUUUUGACUUUUUUAUUCUGUUUUUAUCAUUGGUUUUGAAGUUUGCUUGGAUUUGUUUGUUCCUCAACACUUUGGUUGUAGACACGCAUUUGAGGCAGCGCUGUAAAUACAAAACAAAAAAAACCCCAAACAAACUAAAAAAAAAACACUCCAGGUCCUUCAAGCUGGAGGAAAGAGGAGCUAUGUUUUUCCCUUUAAUGCUAGUCUAGGCUCUCUUUCCUCAGUCCGCCAAAUCCUGACCUCAGCUAGGGUAAGACUAAGCAUGGUCUCGAGUCGAGAAGUAACAGGCCAGACCUGAUAAGUGCACUGAAAAUGUUGGAAACACUGACAUCCACUGGGACUUGAGAGAACUGCAUGAUUCCCCAGAGCUGUCAACUCUGUGGCACUUCUGCACUCUGUACUAAUGGACAUCAGGGACAGCUGUGAAGUAGGCGCUGGUCCAUGUAGCUGACCUGAGACCUGCUAAAGACUGUACAAUAAGCAUUUGAUGAGCAAAAGGCACUGAUCUCUUAUCAGGAUGUACUGACCUGAGAGGAUAUGCUCAUUUCACCUAACGUUAGUUUACAGCCUUGAUACUUAAAAGAGAACUUCACUCAAAUAUGCUAACAACGCUAGCUUAAAGCACUUAAAGCCCCCAAAAAGAAAAAAAAAAGUUCUGUUAGUGUUCUACAGAGAGUUAAAGAAUAAACGUUAAAAGUUCCCCAAGAAGGACAACCAAAAACCUUUAUACGUUUAAAAAAAAGGGUUCCUCAGUGGUUGUAUUGGAACCCUUUGUGUUUCAUCGUGUGUUCCGGCAGUGGGACAACUGAAGAACCCAUGAGGGUCAAAAAACCUCUAGUACCCCUUUUCCACCGGAAAGAACGAGGUGCUGGUUCAAAGUUGGUUCCACUGGCGAACCUUCUAAGAACCGGUUUGCCUUUCCAUCGGUUAGAGAGCCGUCACAGAGCCGAGUCUGACGUCACUGUAUACGUGUCACGUUACACAGCAACGUUAGCGCAGCAGCGACAAACACAAACACAACAUCAACAAUGGUGGAUGUUGCUUUACUGUUAAUGCUCAUGGCUUCGUGAACCUAUAUCGGCAUCCAAACGCGGCGAAUCCGACAUGUACGUGCAGCUCCGUGUAAUCUGUAUAAACGUAGGUUGUGAUCGAGAAAGUACUUAACAUUAUUUUAUCAUUAACACAGAAAAAUGUAGCCUUAGCAUGUAGCUACCUACUGUCAUGUGUGCUGAUAACUGAUCAUAUUGCAGUAAAGAAAAAGUGUAUUAAACAUUUGUAUACUUAAGGUACAUUAUCUAACAGUAACCCCGCCCCAGCCACGCCCACAGCCCCUGAAGCAAGCGGUUCUUAAGUCUAGACCAGCAACGUUUUGGUGCUACUUAAGAACCACUUUUCCUGGUUCAGAGCCGGUGCUUUGGCUGUCGAUAAAGUUUCCUCAGGUGGUCUUCUGUUAAGUCUUAUUCGCUGUCUAAAAGGGAUCAGUUUCCAUUGCUGAUCAGUACACUGAUUAGUGGUUUGUAGAACCGUUACCUUUGUUGUUCCACCAGAAAAACGUACUAAAGAUCUCUAAAUUGUUUGAGAUGAAAGAAUAGUGUGUAGCACAGGCAUCAUGACAUCAUCGAAUGAGUAAUCUGGACCAAUCAGAGACAAGCAGGUGUGUCUGCGAGGAAACUUGCUCACACUACAACACAAGAACCCAAACUACCUUGGUUAAUAUUUAUUUUUCAUGUGACACACAAAGACAGACUGACUAUUACGCGUUAGCAUAUUUUGAGUGAAACAUUUCUUUAACACUGAACUAGCUCCAGAACGGCUGUAAUGUUAGUUUCCUGUCAAAAGCAAUCAUGUUAAGCACUUAACAACCCAGUGCCGAGUAACUUCGCGUAAAAUCUAGACAUCGGACGUUCAACCAACUCUCGGAGCUUGUUUCGGCCCCGCCCCCUCGACUCUCUGGAGUUUCGUGUUUGAUAGCUUUGGCACAACACAAACAAUUUACCGUAAAAAAAAAAAAAAGCUAAUUAUAAAGUGGAAUGCAAUGAUUAUUUAUGGCAUAGGAUUACUUUUGACAGGAAAAUAACUUCAAAUUUCACACCCUAGAUGUUUGAGGUGGCUUCCGCAUUUCUUUUCUCUAAAAGUUGACCAGCAGUCCAGCCCAACCCCCGACUUUCUUCUCUACAGCGCAUGGUUUCUUCAGUCCCGUCACGAGUAGAGCAUCAGUUUAGGGUCUCCUUCUGUAAAAUUAAAGCGAGGUGAUCGGUGUAGUGUCAUAGUGUCGUCCUGUCGCCAUCUUUUCUCCUUGUGGGACACUAAACAUUUACGCUUUUCCUAUGCAAACGAAACGCAAACAAAACAAAUACAAAUAAACCCUACCUGAGAAGCUUCCGCUUGUGCCGGAGCCUCAAAUUCAUACCACGGCAACCAACAUCACCGUAUUUCUUACUAUCAAACCUUUUUUUGUUUUUUUUCUUAAACUAAACGGGAUUUGUUUAUACCCGAAAAUUCUGACAUGAAGUCAUCGAGGUUUUUUUGUUUGUUUGUUUUUUUUUUAACUGUAUGCUGUAUUGUUAUAACCUAUUAAGAUCGAUUGUAAAAAAAAAAAAAAAAUGGCAUGUGUAUUAAUUCUACACAAGCCUAUUUAUUAUUGUUACACGUGUACAUACGUAUACAUAUAUUCUAUAUAAAAUAUAUCAAUGUUUAGAUACGUCUCAGGCCUGAAGCCGAGGACGGAUGAGUCUGCUUUACUAGACCAGAUCAACCUUUUCAGGUCCUUUGUACAGGUCUUUAUUUUCCUUCUCCGAUGUAGUCCGAAGGUAUAUUUCCGCUCGCCAUAAGCCUUUAUAUAUUACAGAAUUGUACAUAGGCACUGACUAUAGUAGGCGUGGUGAUUAUUUAUGCACUGAACUCUCCUCAUUUCGCAGAAGGCACCAGUCCUCGUCGUGUCGGGGGGGUUUUACGAAGCUGAAGGAGCUGCGUGGGGUUUGUAGUUUUAAAGGGACUCUGUGCCUGUCAAGCUUAAAAGUGUUCACUAUUAAGUUUGCGAUUAUUUCUUUCAGCUUAAACAUUUCACCAUGUUGACAGUGCCUUUUAUUUAAAAAAAAAAAACAUUGAAAAUAUGUUCCAGUAUUGUUUUUAAACACGGCCUUUUUCUCAAAUGUCCUCGAAUGUGUCGAUUUUGUGGGAAAAAAAAAAAAAAAGUAAUUAAGCGAUUAAGAAAAUGUUAAGGAAAAUUGUGCAUAUUUUUAUUGGCUGAAAUUGUUUAAUUCAGUGGGUUCAAAGUUUUAACUUCAACUUUUAUUAAAGUACAAUUUUUUUUUUGCUCAGGAAAUUUUGUAGGACUUUUUUUUUUUUUAACUUUUUAACUUCGUCAAGUAAAACUCAUGUUGCUACUUUUAUAUUUAAUAAAUAUUUUAACACCGAAACUGUAAUUUUUUUAAUCCUUGAAACCAAAAAGGGAAAAUUUUAUUUACAAAUCUGAAACGCUGAUAUGAAAAUCCUUCGUUCCUGAAGUUUCUGACAAAUUCUAGGUUGAAAAUGUGCAUUUUUCCAUUUACAAUUUUACUUUUUACGGCAUUUGGCCGACGCCCCUCAUAUACGGCGACUUCCAUCUUGUCUCAUUUUAUACAACUGAGCAAAUUUUCUAUCACAUUAAAGAAUCAAUUCAGCCCGAAAUCGUCACACAACUAAGAAUCCGUUGCUUUUAUUGACUUUCUUUCGUCCGGCUUGAAACUUGAACGUUAUUCAUUUGACCUAAGCUCUUUGCAUGGACAGGAAGGAAGUGGACAUGGUGGUGUUUAAAAACAAUACUGGAACUUUUUGCCUUUUCAGAGAUUUUUCAUAUCGGCUUUUUUCUUGGUAUAAUUUUAUUAUUCUGCAUUGAUUAAAACUCGUAAAACUCUCACUGUGUGGAAUUCUGGGAGAUUCACAAUGAAGUCCUGCUAACAUUAACAUCUUUUUUUUAUUUUUAUUAUUAUUAUUAUUUCAUUUUAUUUUUAAACAAUGUCCUGUUUUGUGUGAAUUUGAACUGUACAUAAGAAUUCUUCAUCGGAACAUAACUGUAUGAUAUUUGUCUUUUAAUGCACUGUUAUUGCUAUAAACUAUUUAGUGGUAAAUGAAAAAAACAACAAAAAAAAAGAAUUUCAUGUUUUUUAUUGUCUUGCUUCAGCACUUAAGAUACAGCAGUUCUAUAAAAGCUAGACAGCGCUCUUUUACAGAGUUCUUAUUGUAAAUGUGUAGAAAUAUAAAGUCUCUGAAUGUUGUAUGCAAAUAAGUGGGCGGAGCCUGAAGGCCUCUUUACCCUUUUUACAGAGGAUGCAUGCAUUUAUUCUGUUUUUUUUUUUUUUAAAUAUAUAAAAAAAAUUCUAUUUAAAAACCAACAGCACUUAAAACAUCACAAUCAACACAUUCACAACAGCGGUUCGUUUCUGUCCCAAUUCACAGCUCGGAUCUGUUCAGGAAAACCUGCUAAAUUCAUCCAGCAGAUGAGGAUGUAGACAUUUUCAGACCUAAUAAAGUCUUUCAGGCUUUUAUAUAAAAAGUAAAAACUUCUCUGUACUUUUUUUUUUAUUAUUAUUAUCAUGUUUAUUUUUUGCUUGUUUUAGUUUUUUUUUUCUAAGCACUAACUACAAACCUCAGAUAUUGGGCCACAAAAUGUAUUAUUAUUAUUAUUAUCAUUCUUUUUAUUUAUUUAAAUAAAAAAAAAACAAUCUGCAAAUUAAAUCAAA
Tachysurus fulvidraco (yellow catfish) is the source of this 8725-nucleotide messenger RNA. It is a transcript of the gene cdk19, whose product is annotated as cyclin-dependent kinase 19. Gene Ontology annotation, biological process: protein phosphorylation. Bases 381 to 1820 code for a protein of 479 amino acids. The transcript has 13 exons. Lineage: Eukaryota; Metazoa; Chordata; Actinopteri; Siluriformes; Bagridae. Gene Ontology annotation, molecular function: RNA polymerase II CTD heptapeptide repeat kinase activity; cyclin-dependent protein serine/threonine kinase activity; ATP binding. Gene Ontology annotation, cellular component: nucleus; mediator complex; cytosol. The record is from RefSeq and is a predicted model, not a curated record.